AUGUCCGCCUUCAUUCGUGUCGCCCGUAGCGUUCGCGCUGCUCCCAUUCGACCUGCUGUCCAGCCCCUGGUUGCCCGCUCGGCCGUUGCCCACUUCACCACCUCGAUUCCCCGACGAAGCGAGCACGCCGAGGAGACCUUUGAGGAGUUCUCUGCCAGGUUCGAGAAGGAGUUUGAUGGUGUUCAAGACGUUUUCGAGCUUCAGCGCAACCUCAACAACGCCUUCGCUUACGAUCUCGUCCCUGCCCCCUCGGUGAUCGCUGCCGCCCUUAAAGCCGCCCGAAGGGUUAACGACUUCGGCACUGCCGUCCGCAUCUUCGAAGGUAUCAAGACCAAGGUUGAGAACAAGGGCCAGUACGAACAGUACCUUGAGGAGCUCAAGCCCCUUCGAGAAGAGCUUGGUGUGUUGCUCAAGGAGGAGCUGUACCCUGAGGAAAAGUAG
Molecule: messenger RNA, 441 nt
Organism: Fusarium tjaetaba
Lineage: Eukaryota; Fungi; Ascomycota; Sordariomycetes; Hypocreales; Nectriaceae
Product: cytochrome c oxidase subunit 6 mitochondrial
Exons: 4
Coding region: 1-441 (146 amino acids)
Biological process (GO): mitochondrial electron transport, cytochrome c to oxygen
Cellular component (GO): mitochondrial inner membrane
Source: RefSeq, a predicted model, not a curated record